Molecule: messenger RNA, 1395 nt
Organism: Penicillium antarcticum
Lineage: Eukaryota; Fungi; Ascomycota; Eurotiomycetes; Eurotiales; Aspergillaceae
Product: argininosuccinate lyase ARG4
Exons: 3
Coding region: 1-1395 (464 amino acids)
Cellular component (GO): cytosol
Molecular function (GO): argininosuccinate lyase activity
Source: RefSeq, a predicted model, not a curated record
AUGAGUAACCAAAAAGGUGUCGCCGAGAACAUGCUCUGGGGAGGCCGCUUCACCCAGGGCCUUGACCCUCUGAUGGUGCAGUACAACAUGUCUCUGCCCUACGACCGUGUCUUCUGGAAGCAGGACAUCGCCGGCUCCAUCGCCUUUGCCCGCGCCAACACCAAAUCCGGCAUCCUCACCCCGCAAGAAUUCGCUGAAAUCGAGCGCGGCUUCAAGCAGAUCGCUGAGGAAUGGCAGUCAAACACCUUUGUCGCCAAGGAGAAUGACGAGGAUAUCCACACUGCUAACGAGCGCCGCCUGGGCGAGAUCAUCGGCAAGGAGAUUGGCGGUAAGCUGCAUACCGGCCGGUCGCGUAAUGAGCAGAUCGCGACGGACAUGCGCCUGUGGCUGCGCGAUGAGCUUCGUCUUAUCGAGAGCCACCUCUGCGAUCUGAUCAAGGUCUCCAUUGCCCGCGCUGAGCAGGACAUCGCCUACAUCAUGCCCGGCUACACCCACCUCCAGAAGGCCCAGCCCGUCCGUUGGUCCCACUGGCUACUGUCCCACGCUACUGCUUUCGCUAGUGAGCUGCAGCGUCUGCGUGAGGUUAUCCGCCGCGUUAACCGCAGCCCCCUCGGUACCGGUGCCCUUGCUGGUAACCCCUUCAACAUUGACCGUGAGGCUAUGGCCAAGGAGCUUGGCUUCGAUGGUCUGCUGUACAACUCCAUGAACGCUGUUGCCGACCGUGACUUUGCCAUGGAGAUGAUGCAGUGGGGUAGCUCUUUCAUGCUCAAGAUCUCUCGCUGGGCCGAGGACUUGAUCAUCUACAGCAGUCUCGAGUUCGGCUUUGUCCGCCUGUCUGAUGCCUACUCCACUGGCUCAUCGCUGAUGCCCCAGAAGAAGAACGCCGACAGCCUGGAGUUGCUCCGCGGUAAGGCUGGUCGUGCCUUUGGCCAAAUGGCCGGCCUGAUGUGCACUAUCAAGGGCCUGCCCACUACCUACAACAAGGAUCUGCAGGAGAGUGUCGAGCCCAUGCUCGACCACGUCAAGACUGUCAGCGACAGCAUCCAGAUUGGUACCGGUGUUCUCUCCACCCUCACCGUCAUCCCUGAGAAGAUGACCGCCGCUCUCGCCCCUGAGAUGCUGGCCACUGAGAUCGCCGACUACCUCGUCCGCAAGGGUGUUCCCUUCCGUGAGGGCCACCACAUCUCCGGCCGUGUUGUUGCUCUCGCCGAGAACACCUCCGUCCCCAUGGACACACUUUCUCUCCAGCAGCUCCAGGAGGUCGACUCCCGCUUCGACGCUGAUGUCCAGGCCUGCCUCGACUACGAGCGUGCUGUCGAGCUGAAGGAUGCCAUUGGUGGUACCAGCAAGCGCGCUGUCCUGGAGCAGACUGCUGUGCUGAAGAACCUCCUGUAA